AUCAUGGCAUUCUCUCUCCACUUCGUCGUGCUUUCUUUUCACUCCUCUCAUCCUCCUUUUCUCCUUCCCUCCUCAGCACCCUGAACAACAUCACCCCUUGACUACAGCGACAACUAUCAUAUCAAAUCCCUUGAUUGAGUUCAGAAGAGAGAUCUGAUAUCCGAGAUAGCGGGGCGCCUUCAUCGAGAUUACUAUUUCAAAGAGUCAACUGGAGAGUGAACGCCAAACCUGUCACCAUGGAUAUGAGCAGCAUGGAUCAUUCAUCACACUCGUCCUCUUCCUCAUCAUCCUCAUCAUCCAUGACGAUGUCGAUGGCAAUGGUCUUCGUUAAUGCCCAGGAUACACCCCUGUUCUCGUCUCAGUGGACGCCAUCAUCCAGUGGCGCGUAUGCUGGCACGUGCAUCUUCCUUAUCAUUCUAUCCAUUAUUGGCCGACUCCUGGUUGCGUUCAAGGGUGUCAUGGAGCAGCACUGGUUGAAUGCUCAUCUGAAUCGUCGCUACGUGGCCGUCGCGGGCAAGUCAACGGAAGCUGGUCGUAUCGACGCCGAUCCGGAUGCCAAAGUGGCUUCACUCGUAUCCGCGCAAGGGGUGGAAGAGUCCGUUAAAGUUGUGCGCCGGGCUACACGCGAGCCUCUUCCGUUCAGAUUCAGUGUCGAUCUGCCGCGAGCAUUCCUUUUUCUCUUAAUUACAGGAGUGUCAUAUCUGCUCAUGUUGGCUGUCAUGACUAUGAAUAUUGGCUACUUCUGCUCUGUGUUGGGUGGUGCUUUUCUAGGCGAACUGGCGGUGGGGCGGUAUAUUCAAUGGAAUGAGCAUGGCCAUUGACGACACUUCUGCAGGCGUAAUUCUUAUUUUCCAUCUAUACAACCUGGGUUUGGCGUUUGGGCAUUCCACUAAUUGCCCUGGGGUUAAGGCGAGCAUUGCAUGCAUUUAGCGGAGUUUGAAGCGUUCGAUUACCUGUCCAUGAUACCUCUACCCGUUGUUAUUAUCAUGAAUUCUCCUCGAAGGUACCAAUGGUGAUACCCAUGUGCUCACUUUCAU
Aspergillus pseudotamarii is the source of this 1037-nucleotide messenger RNA. Its product is annotated as copper transporter family protein. Lineage: Eukaryota; Fungi; Ascomycota; Eurotiomycetes; Eurotiales; Aspergillaceae. The coding region runs from base 237 to 821 and encodes 194 amino acids. The transcript has 2 exons. Gene Ontology annotation, biological process: intracellular copper ion homeostasis; copper ion transmembrane transport. Gene Ontology annotation, cellular component: plasma membrane. The record is from RefSeq and is a predicted model, not a curated record. Gene Ontology annotation, molecular function: copper ion transmembrane transporter activity.